This is a messenger RNA of Mus pahari (shrew mouse), 2456 nucleotides long. RefSeq names its product EYA transcriptional coactivator and phosphatase 2 (gene Eya2). The record is from RefSeq and is a predicted model, not a curated record. Bases 1 to 1905 code for a protein of 634 amino acids. The transcript has 16 exons. Gene Ontology annotation, biological process: positive regulation of DNA repair; cell differentiation; negative regulation of extrinsic apoptotic signaling pathway in absence of ligand. Gene Ontology annotation, cellular component: nucleus. NCBI's taxonomy places the organism in Eukaryota, Metazoa, Chordata, Mammalia, Rodentia, Muridae. Gene Ontology annotation, molecular function: protein tyrosine phosphatase activity.
AUGCCUGGAUCCUCCUCACUGGAUGGGGACAGCCAUGCCAAUGUCUGCACUGCUGACUCUCUGGGGCCGCGCCUGGCCGCGGUGAGGACGCUGCGGGGCCGGGAGGCGGCGUGGGCGUCGCCGCAGGGAGGAGGCCGGCGCGUCCCUCCUCCGGGAGCGCAGCGGCAGCAGCGAGAGCAGCGCGCACUGCAGGGCCGAGUCCCCGCCCGGAGCCAGCGCCGCGCCCCGCGGCCCCCACGCACGGCGCGGCCCGGCGGGGGCGCAGGAAACCCGCGGCCGGGACAGGGGGCCGGUCUCCGGCACAGGAGGCUGCUGCAGCCCUGCGACAUUCGCUCCGCGUGCCAUCCCCCAGCCCGGCCCGCUCGGGACGCCUCUGCACUGUGCGGGUACAAGGCAAUGUUAGAAGUGGUGACCUCACCCAGCCUCGUAACAAGCAGUGACUGGAGCGAGCACGGUGCUGCCGUGGGGGCGCUGAGGGACAGAGAAGGCAUCGCCAAAUCGGUGGCUCUGGGUGUGCCUCAGCUCUUUGCCAAGUCUUACCUACGUGUCCCUCCUGGUCAGUCCUCCACAGCCAUGGCGGCCUAUAGCCAGACACAGUACAGCACGGGCAUCCAGCAGGCACCACCCUAUACAGCGUACCCACCUCCGGCGCAAACCUAUGGAAUCCCCCCUUACAGCAUCAAGACAGAAGACAGUUUAAAUCACUCCCCCAGCCAGAGUGGGUUCCUGAGCUACGGACCAAGCUUCAGCACCGCGCCUGCUGGACAGAGCCCCUACACCUACCCCGUGCACAGCACUGCUGGGCUCUAUCAAGGCGCCAAUGGAUUGACCAACACCGCCGGAUUUGGGAGCGUGCACCAGGAUUACCCGCCCUACCCCGGCUUCUCACAGAACCAGUACCCCCAGUAUUUCAGCCCAUCAUACAACCCGCCCUACGUCCCCGCCAGCAGCCUCUGCUCCUCAUCCCUCUCCACGUCCACCUACGUCCUCCAGGAGGCUCCUCACAAUGUCCCCAGCCAGAGUUCUGAGUCCCUGGCCGGAGACUACCACACACACAACGGACCCUCCACACCAGCGAAGGAGGGCGACACAGACAGGCCACAUCGGGCCUCGGAUGGGAAGCUACGGGGCCGGUCAAAGAGGAAUAGUGACCCCUCCCCAGCAGGGGACAAUGAAAUUGAGCGCGUGUUCGUCUGGGACCUGGACGAGACAAUCAUUAUCUUCCACUCCCUGCUCACAGGGACGUUUGCAUCCAGAUACGGGAAGGACUGUGACCAAAUCCACGUGGAUGAUGUCUCAUCCGAUGACAAUGGCCAGGAUUUAAGCACAUACAACUUCUCCACUGAUGGUUUCCACAGCACGGCGCCAGGGGCCAGCUUGUGCCUGGGUACAGGUGUUCAUGGCGGCGUGGACUGGAUGAGGAAACUGGCCUUCCGCUACCGCCGGGUGAAGGAGAUGUACAACACCUACCGCAACAACGUGGGUGGCUUGAUAGGUGCUCCCAAAAGAGAGACGUGGCUGCAGCUGCGCGCCGAGCUGGAGGCCCUGACUGACCUCUGGCUCACCCACUCCCUGAAGGCCCUCAACCUCAUCAACUCUCGACCCAACUGUGUCAAUGUGUUGGUCACCACCACGCAACUGAUCCCUGCGUUGGCCAAGGUCCUGCUGUACGGUCUGGGCUCCGUGUUCCCCAUCGAGAACAUCUACAGCGCAACCAAGACAGGCAAGGAGAGCUGCUUCGAGAGAAUAAUGCAGAGGUUUGGCCGCAAAGCUGUCUACAUUGUGAUAGGCGACGGGGUGGAGGAAGAGCAAGGAGCCAAAAAGCACAACAUGCCUUUCUGGAGGAUAUCCUGUCACGCUGACCUGGAGGCUCUGAGGCAUGCCCUGGAACUGGAGUAUCUAUAGCAGUGCAGGUCGCAACCACCGCCUGCCACCCACCAGCCAGGCCCCUGUCAUCUCAUACCAUGAGGGCCCUAGACAUCAGAAACUAGCUAGGGGCCCUAUGCCUAGGGGACAUGUUCCACGGCCAUUUCAGAAGUGUCCUCUUCCCUUGGGGAACGGAGAGUCGGAUUCUUGCUAUGAAACCCAGAGAUCCAAAUGAGGGCACCCGGCUCGUCUUGUUCUCCUUUUUAAUUUAUGGACUGCACCCGUUACUCCCAUUACCCACGGGUCCCUGUGCUGUGGUUUCUCGGCUGUUGGUCUGGUUUGGGGUGGUGAGUACCCAGUUUGUGUUUCAGGGACAAUCAAUCAUUCUCUGGGUGUUGGCGAGGGAGGCGGUGUGGGGCUGUAGGAAAGACUGAUGUCAUGUGGACAGUGUGCGUGCCUUAUGCCGCCAUCUUGUGUUGUAGGAGAGAGGGGACUCUGGGAAGGCAAGGGUACUCGGCCAUGAUGGAUAAAGGCAUUCAAUAAAACCACGUUUACAUUUUACGUCGUAAGAGUGUGGUGACCUUUAACUG